UUUCGUUAUGAGUAGAGCCCAGAAUCAUGAUGAAGACAUCAUAAAGCUAUUGACACCGACUCAAGAACAUUUUUUGAAGAAGUAUAUCCUAGAGAAUCGAUUAUCAGAUGAACUCCACCAAUUGAAUAGACCUGAUUUUUGUGAAUAUCUAGGCUUCCCAUUCAAGUCAGAAAACGGGAAAGAUGCAAAAGAUCAAUUGCCAUUGCUAUCCUUUUUUUUCAACAACUUCUUGACCACCUUUCCUUUCAUUACGAAUAACUCCAAGGAGGACCAACUUGCUUUUUGGCAGGAUACAGUGCAACCUUUCGUGGAGAGCUUUAACCAGAAACACAUAAGUAGCUCAGAGGACAGACAAGAAAAUGUUACCAAGAGAAGACAAGUCAACAAGAAGUUCCUUUCUGGGCUUUUGCUCUUCUAUAAUUCAGUCAUCAUUACCGAGCAAGACUUAACUUACUUGAAAGAGAGCCAUUUGAAAGCUUCAGACACUGGAAAAUUGGACAAGAUAACGGGUAAGAAUGACAAUACUCCAAUUAUCUCAUCUGAUCUUGACGAUUUUCACAAUAUGUCCUUCAGUAAUGAUACUGCCAUUAACAUUGUGGCAGUAAGACAUAUCAAUAAGCCAAACACCACUACUGGAAAUAGUAGUGAUAGUAGCGAAAGCAGCGUUAAUGCUUCGUGGAAUCCAUUCAAACGAUUUGUUUCGGCUCCCGAAAAACCUAGACAUCAUUAUGAAUUCGUCAUCCAAAUUGUUACUCGGACAGAAAUUACCAAUAGAAAGUAUAGUUAUGAAAGGCAUUAUAUUUCCCGACCAUACCAUGAAUUCAAAAACUUUGAGAAGCAACUAAAAAAGGCUUUCCCUGGAAUAAUCAGCACUGAAGGGCUUGUAUUGCCUCACAAAGCAAAGCACGACAAGGGUUUGACUGAAGAACUCAAUAUCAACAGAAGAUCCUUUGAGUCGGAGAAAUCGGAGUUUUCAUUACUGAGUGGUGACUCUGACAGCAAGUUAGCUAGAGAAAAGUUAAGAAUGUCAUUGCGUGGCUAUUUGAUUUCCUUAACUAAGUUUCCAGAGAUUGUCCAUUCACCAGAGUUCAAAAGAUUUAUGGCUGACUCUCAUAAAAGCUUUCAAGAUUUGACCUCCCAGGACUUAGCAGACUAUGCAAUCAGAGUGGAGCACGAGCAGCAUAUCUUAAAAACACAACUUGAGUUCCAACAACAGAUAACUAAAGUGAUUAUGCAACUUACCAAAGAUUUCGAUUCAUUCAAAGAAAAUCUUAUCAAAGAGCCAGGAACAAUCACGGAAAUAUUUAAUGACAUCGGUAAGUCAGGAAAUAUCAAAGAAAUGUCUCCCUUGUUGAGAACAUUCAACGAGUGGUGUAAAUUAGAGGUAGCAGCCACUUUAUACCAGAUAUUUUUGGGACAGGAUAAUUCAAAUGAAUGGUUAAAUAAGUGCAAAAAGUUUCAUUUUAUCUUUCCGUACUCAAUGGUGUAUGGAAUUUUAAGAUUUACCAAUCCAGUGAAAAUAACAUCAAGGAUCAUUGACUUGUUAUUGUUAAACUUUCCUAAGUUCUCUUUCCCGAGUUGGGGUAGCUCUAACGAAGAAGCUGAACUCCAACAAAAGUCUGGUGGUGCUAGAAAUUUGUUAUCUAUGAUAUUCAUCAUGCUUUUAAACGAAGACUUGAGUGGCUUUGAAAAAGAACUUACUAUACUUAAAGACGAGAAGAUAGAUCCUAAGUUCGAUCCUUUUCUUGAAAAAAUCAGGUCAUACGUGGACUCGCCGUAUCAUAUCACGUCUGAAAUUAAGGGUGAAUCUAUUGAAAAUGGCGAGGACUUGUUAAUUACAAUUUUGAAGACAUCUCUCAUUCUGCCCGUAUUUAAUGAUUCUGAAAGUACGAGUUUAUUAUCUCAAGUCAUAGAAUCAUUUAAAGCAUACGACUCAUUGGAGAAGGAGAAAGACUUGGAUAAAUCAGAAUUGUACUUAAAUCUCAAGCAGUACUGGCAAAUCCAAAUUAGAAGCAAGGAUAAAGACUUGUUCAAACAGCUUUGGCAGGAACCAGAGUUGACAAAAUUGAUCAAGAAUUUCUUGACAAUAUUUUAUCAACCAUUGAUGAAAGUGUUUGCUAAAAGUGAUAUGCAUAUUGUUUUCAAAAGUUUUCAAAAGUUUAUGGAUGAUUUAUUGAAGGAAUUGACCCAACUUAGCAAAGAAGAGAUGUACUUUUUGAGUGCAAUUGAAAUUUUUGAUAAAUUAAAAAGUUUGUUGGACAAUCAUGAAGAUGUAAUGUGGAAUUUCAUUCAUAACGUGUACAUUAAAGAUGACCAACAUAUAUUCUUGAAGCUUUUCAAAUGGAUUGAAGAAUUCUUGGUACUAAUUCGACUCAAAUUCGAGGAUGAAUCGAAAGUAAAACUUCACAUGAGCACUCAGGGGUUAGGAAUAGAUAAUGAAUUAUUCAUGAAACAAUUGAAUAGCCGGGCAAAUAAGGUUGUUGAGAAAAGAAGGUUAUUCAAAGAGUACAUGGAAAAGAAAUCCAAAGAAUCCAUGGAAUCCACCCAGGGUAAGCUUGACAAGCAAUGGGAUGAUGUUAACAACGAAAUGUUCGAGGAAGUUGACGUCACACAAUUUGGUGUCGGUAGUGCAGACAUGGACGAUUUCAACUAUUUACAUGUUGAAGAUGAUUUUAACGAAGGUGCUGAUACUUUAGAAAGGGAAUUGAAGCGGAAGUUGUUUAAUUUGGAGCGUGAACUGGAAAACUUUGGUACUAGUGAACUUGACAAAUUAGAUAUAGCACUCAAGCCGGAGCUUAGUACUUUACUAAAGAACAUUCCAACAGGCUUGAAGAAUAAUUGAUUUCCAGUUCGAACACUUUCUAUAAUGUUGAUUCAAUCGGCACAGUUAAGUAUAAUCUAAUAGACAUUGGUAGACAUUUAAAAGAAACUACUCAUAUUUACAUUUCCAUUGAUUAGACUCAUCUUUGCUUGCGAGACAAAGGCGCUACCUCCUACGCCAUACACUUAAAAUCAAGUUGUAAAACGUUAAGCAGAACUGCUAUAUAUGAAUUUAUCUUUUCAUAAAUUACAACAUUCGG
Molecule: messenger RNA, 3080 nt
Organism: Suhomyces tanzawaensis NRRL Y-17324
Lineage: Eukaryota; Fungi; Ascomycota; Pichiomycetes; Serinales; Debaryomycetaceae
Exons: 1
Coding region: 8-2842 (944 amino acids)
Molecular function (GO): phosphatidylinositol binding
Source: RefSeq, a predicted model, not a curated record